Helicoverpa zea (corn earworm) is the source of this 19619-nucleotide messenger RNA. RefSeq names its product obscurin (gene Obsc). The record is from RefSeq and is a predicted model, not a curated record. NCBI's taxonomy places the organism in Eukaryota, Metazoa, Arthropoda, Insecta, Lepidoptera, Noctuidae. Gene Ontology annotation, biological process: protein phosphorylation. Gene Ontology annotation, molecular function: protein kinase activity; ATP binding; guanyl-nucleotide exchange factor activity. The transcript is spliced from 58 exons. The coding region runs from base 136 to 19038 and encodes 6300 amino acids.
UGCACACUCCGCUCAGAGCACACACGCCCAACCGCGCACGCGAGUCUCCCGCCGCUACGAUCGCGAUUAUCAAACAAAAAUAAACUAAGCUUCAGAAUAUUUUAUAAACAAAUAUGACCGCCUAAGGACAUCAAGAUGUCGUUCUGUAGAAUAACAGGCCGCAGCAGAGGGCUGCCCAAGCCCAAUUAUUUUCCACUUUUGGCCCCCAUCUCACCGGCUGACGCUAAACGAUGCUGCAGGAUUACGGGAAAAUCUUAUGGGCUGCCUUCACAUCACUACAUUCCAGUACUUCUAACUGCCCGCUCGUCGAAGGCAAAAUGUAAGAUAACUAACGUUUCUGGCGAAUUGGGACCACACCACUACUCACCUGAGAUUAACUACGGCAACAGAAAACAUGAACUGCUCCCUGACUACAGAUAUAUUUUCCCUGUACUUGAUGGAUCUACCGAGGCGCAGAAAAGCUUAAUGGAAUUGUUAUUGGGUAAACAAGUGACUGAAGAUAAACGUUACGUGUAUACAGUGCAAGAGAGAAGAUGCAGCUUGGUGUUUUCCGCUCAAAUGGAAGCAGCCGUGCGUGACGGUGACGUCAGAGACGUUAUGCUGGCUAAGGACUCCGAUACAGUGUUAAUUAAAACAAAACAUGGACGUAGUGUAUCUAUGGAUUUCAAGGACUUCACCGAGGAUGUUGAAAUGUUUGAGGGUGAAGGACCAAAUGCUGAAGUGUUAAAACAGAGAGAAAUUGAGGAACUGGAAGAGAGAAAGAAGAAAAGGAAACGUACUGCUGGACUAUCUUCUAUGAAGAAAAUAUUUGAAAAUAAAGAAAAAUUAGCAGAAGUGCAAGAAUUGGAAGAAGAAAAGCUACGAGUUGAACGAAAAGCGAAAAAAGCUAAGUUUGAAGAAAUUAAACAUGACGUCAAAACAUUCAGUUACAACAGCUUUGAUGCGCACCAUAUGCGAUCCAAAUCAAGCAUUAUUACUUGUACAAGUGAAUGGAGGGACCAAAUGCACCCACUUAUUGAAACUUGGGAUUGGGAAACAUUUGAAAAAGAUGUAACUGACGAUCGUGUCUCACCUAAAGUAACAAAAUUGCCAACUCCGGUAAAAAUAACACCACAUCAUUGCGAUGCCGAAAUUUAUGAAGUAGACCGUAACAUUGGCGAAGUGUCCAUACCAUUGGAAAGUGUACCAUGUGUUAAUCCAUUAAAACCAAUAAAAACUCGUCCAGCUGAAACAAUUUUAAGUGCCGUGAAGGAAAUACCAAAAGAACGUUUAACUGAUACUGCUGAAGUAAUCGAAAAAUUAAUGGAAAGUGAUAAAGUUGACAUGCUGCCUACGAUGGAAAAUCUCUACGAAGUCGUCAAAAAUAUCAAAAAAGGAAAGCGAGAAAAAGUUGCGAAAAUUUCUGGACUCACUUUAGAUAUAAAUAAAGCAAAGACGUUUAUUCCUGGGCAAGUUGUUAAUACGCCACAAGGACCUAUUUUCGUGCCCGGUCAAACCGUUGAAACGCCAGUUGGCCCUGUUUUUGUUCCUGGCUUAAGUGUAAAUACUCCUCUGGGUCCGGGACUGAUACCUGGGCACAUUGUUACCAAUGAAAACACAAAUGAUCCAUUCUUUCUUGCCGGUCAAGUUCUACAUACAUCAAACGGCGAGGAAUUUGUUUGUGGACAAACAAUGAAAAACAAAGAUGAUACAUAUCGCUUUGCUGAAGGUCAAACAGUCUUAUCCGAAGAGGGACUGAAAUUCGUUCCUGGAAAAGUUAUUAACACCGGUCCAGAAGAAGUUUUUGUUCCCGGGCAAACUAUUAUGGCGCCAGAGGGAGUGCAGUUUGUUCCCGGCCAAACAAUAACAGAACAUGGUAGUGUGACCUUCACCCCUGGACAAAACGCUAAGAUUAAUAAUGAGUGGCAGUUUGUGCCCGGUCAAGUGCUACAUCAGGAAGAUGAGUUACAUUUCGUACCAGGAGCCACAAUAGCUACACCUAACGGUCUAAAAUUUGUUCCAGGCCAAACCGUUGCUAUUGAUGGUGAAACUUGUUUUAUUCCUGGAAUCACUAAAACAAGCAGUGACAACAAACUAGAGUUUGUUCCCGGAACCACUGUUGAAACAAUCGAUGGCCCGAAGUUUAUUGAAGGACAAAUAGUUCAUACUGAUUGUGGUGAAAAAUUCAUGCCUGGAAAAACUAUUGUUCUAGCUGAUGGACACGUAGAAUUUUCUGUUGCUAAGUCUAUAGAAGACAUUACAUUCAGCGAAGGGGCUCCAGUUGGACUUCCGAUUGAUAUAAGAACAUGUUCUCUGUCUGAAGAAUCUUUGUACGUUUUUGGACACAUGGUGCAGACAGCAAAAGGAAUUGAGUUUUACCCUGGCCCAAGAAUGCCAAAAUUGGAAGGAAAGGUCGUACCAGGAAGACUAGUCAAGAAUGAAGCUAAUGAAUCACGAUUUGUGCCCGGUAUGAUGGUUGAGGGUAUUUUUGUACCUGGUCAAAUAGUAUUCACAGAAAACGGAGAGCAAUUUGUACCAGGACAAGUAGUUGAUACUGCUGAUGGACCCAAGUUUGUUCCUGGACAAGUGGUAAAUACUAAGUCUGGACCUAAAUUUGUUCCCGGUCAGACAAUACAUACAAUUGAUGGCCCACGUUUUGUACCUGGACAAAUUAUUGAAACUAAAGCUGGUCCAACUUUCAUCCCCGGUCAAGUAAUCUCCACAGAAGAUGAAGGCUCGAGGUUUGUGCCUGGACAAGUAGUUGAUACUGAAGAAGGUCCAAGAUUUGUUCCGGGCCGAGUAAUUGAAACAGAUGACAAUGGUGUUACAUUUAUACCUGGACAAAUAGUACAGACACCGGAAGGAUUGAAGUUCGUUGCUCCCGAUCUCACCGAAGGUGACGAGGGACUAGAGUUCUCCGUACAAAGUUUCGUGGUCACACCUGAAGAGCUGAAAUUGUUAAAAGUUAAGACAAACCCAAAUGAUACGACUUCUACGAAAGGAGAACUAACUAUUGACACAAAUAUGUUACGUCAACUUUCUGAGGCUGGAAUGUCUAUUGGAAGACAGGUUCCAGCUGAAUUACCCGCUAUCAAUGUCGUAUUAAAUCAAACAAGAAAUGCUGAGGCUUUAAAAGCUUUUGUCACUGAUUUUGGAUUAAAAGAUGAAGUAGCAAAUCAAUUAAUGGACGUGAUUACUUCUAUUAUCGAAAUGAGCGCCCAUCUGAAAACAGAAAUUCGUGAAAACCACAGAGAAGAUGGGACUAAUGAAACGAAAAAGAAAAGUAGCAAAAAGCGAAUGGAAAUACAAGACAUUGGUUAUACUGGUGGCAACGGUCAAUCUGCACAACAAGAGCAUGUCAAAAAUUCUAUUGCUGCUGCCGUGCUAGCUGCUUUAGUCACCGCUGAACAGUUCGAAGAAGUCAAUAAUAAUAAUAGUAAAGAGAAGUACCAGAUGAUCCUCAAAUCUAUUGAUACCAUUUUAGGUAAGACCAUAGAUGAAGACCUCGUAUCGGCUAUGUUUAGUAUACUACAAAAAGAAGAAGACAAAGAAAUUCUGUGUGAAGAAAUCCUUGAGAACUCAUCUCAGCCAAAAGUUGAGUUGAUUAAGAUUGCUGUGAACAGUUCAUUGCAAAAGCAAAACUUAACUGAAGAUGAUAUUAUUGAGAAGUUCGGAGACUACUUGAGCAGUGAAAAUGAAGUGCUAGGUCCAGCAUUCAAAAAUAUUUCUAAGAAUGAUACUAGCCUACUUCAUCAUGUUCUUGGUCGCAUAUCAGAAUCUAUCUCAUUCGUCAAAACAGACCGAGAAGUCACAGAUACUCUACAAAAGGCAAUUGUGUGCGCCGUGCAGGAGGCCAGUAGCAAAGAAUUGGAAGUUCUGUUCCAAGAUAAAGAUAAGGAAAGUUUAAAAGAGUUAAUUAUACAAUCCGUGGGACUGGCUAGAAUUCUUGGAAUGAGAGAUGUUGCUGCCAACUUGAUGUCAGUUGUAAACGACGAAGACAGCAUGUCUAAAAUAGCAAGUGACCCCACAAGUCUAAACAUUCUAAAGAGACUGACUGUCAUGAGGAAACUAGCGGAUAAGACGCCGAGCUUGCAUUCCGCCUUACGCAAACUGGAGACUGAUCCAUCACUGGCUCGUACAGAUCCUAAACUAAGGGAUCUAGUACGAGAAAGUGCCGCGUUGAUGAUAGUUCCUGAGGAAACUCCCCUGAUGACAUCUGAAGAUGUUCCAUUGAAUUUGCUGGACCCAGAAAACAGUCUUGCAAUGGAAGACUUUUUAUUCCAAAGAAGGAAACAAAAGGGCGCUUUAUUGAUUAUGAAGAAAGGUUUGCAAGCCGUAGUUCCUCGUGAAGCUAGCCGCGCUGUGCUUACUGGCGAAGUUGCAUACACAGUACUUGAUGAAAAUGGAAUCCGACACUUUGAACCUUUGCACGUAUUCUCGGCGUUAAACCUUAGCCAGCCAACAGCACAUCGUUUCUCUAUGUACAGUUGUCCAGUAGUCGAUGAUGAUGACGAGGACUUGCAGUCAUUCACCGGUUACUGCAACAUAAGCAAUAAUCAGAAGAUUACCAGACUCGGUGGUUGGUCACGCAGAUACAGCGGUGUUCUUUUAGACAGAGAGAAUACAAGAAGUCGAAUGAGUAGUUUAGAGACUACACCUAGUUAUAAACGAUACCCUAGUCGAUCAAUGUCCAGUUCCAGAUCUAGAUCUAGUUGUAGUAGGAGUCCGCCUAAGGUAGAAGAUGUUGUGGUAGCAUCAGCUGACUACUCAGCUGUUGCCGACGAUGAAGUGUCUCUAAAGGCGGGCGACAUUGUAGAAGUUCUCGACACUAAGUCAGCCCUCGGAUCAAAGGCGCCCCGGCUCGACCCAGACCUGGACGUUCAAGCCGAACUGUUGGACGCCAGCGCCGCCAAGCACAAGAUCGCUGUACGACCCAAGAAGAACCAUCCUAGGAAAAAGACGGGGUCUGCUAAGACUGAGGACGCAGGAAGAUGGCUGGUGCGCGUGAUAGAGGACGUGCAGGGCGGCGAGCUGCGCACGCGACAGGGGUACGUCCCCGCGCACGUGCUCAUGGAGAAGCAGACCGCUGAGAGGGACCAGACCGCGCUGGCCGCGAGGAGACAGGCCGUGGUACGAGAGCUGGUAGAGACAGAGGAAGAGUUUGGUCGCGACAUGCAGCAAGUAGUCUCCCGGUACAUGAAGCCCAUCGACAAGGCCACCACGCCCAAAGCCGUGUUCGACAACCGAGAGCUGCUGUUCUCCAACUUCAGGCAGAUCUGCGAGUUUCAUAAUACGGUCCUACUAGAAGGCAUCAAAUACUACGCGAGCGAACCGAAAAUGCUCGGGCGAGCACUAUUACGAAUGGAGCGCGAAUUCGACAAGCACGUCGGCUACUGCCGCGACGAGCCGAGGGCACAGCAUCUGCUGGCCACUAACCCUGUCGUCAAUAAAUACUUCCAGGAUUUAGCAGACAGCCUCAGGGACGACAAAGGUAUCGCCGAACAUCUAAAGCUUCCUAUUCAAAGAAUCAACGACUAUCAGCUAUUGCUUAAGGAACUCGUAAAAUACUCCAAACGGCUAGGCGAAGACUGCACUGACCUCCAGAAAGCCUUGGAACUCUUCCUCAGCGUUCCGAAUCGUGCUACCGACAACAAAUUCAUCGCUAGCAUCGAAGGCUUUCGCGGUAACAUCUACAAGCUUGGACGUCUGCUCACCCACGACUGGUUUACCGUCACCGACGCCGAAGGGAAGGCGAGAGAGAGAUACGUCUUCCUCUUUAAGGCGAGAGUCCUCGUUUGUAAAGUCAAGAGGGUCUCGGAUGAUCGCUCCGUGUUUGUGCUGAAGGAUAUUGUCAAGCUACCGGAGGUUGAAAUCAAGGAAAACCCUGCCGAACCGCUUAAGUUCCAACUCUACCAGAAGGAUCCACCGCUCGCUGUAACACUUGCCGCACAUAAGGAGCAAGUCAAGAACAAUUGGCUCGGGGAAAUCAGAAAACACGCUAGUGACGUCGUUGCGCUAGCCGAACACGCAGCAGACGACCUUCAGCUUCUACCAGCAGAAGCGGCUCCAGCCGAACCUGAAGAGAAAAAGAAGAAGAGAGAUCACGCUGAGGUCACUCAAGCAGAAGCAGUAGAUACCAAAGAAAAACGCUCUCGCGUAGAAGCUACUACUACUCAAGUAGCAACCACUGAGGAAGCCCAACAACUCAAAACUAAAAGAAAAGCGUCGAUAGAAUCUGAGGUAGCCACUAAAAUCUCCAAAUCUGAAGUAACAGAAGUAUCUUCGGUUAGCGAGGCACAGGAAUCUGUUAAAGUCAGCUCAGUUAGCGCUGCAAAGAGUGAAGUCAUAAGCGGUUCGGAAACUGUAUCUUCUGUGACCGUAGAAAGUUCGAAAGUCACUGAGAAAACCGCGUCAGCUUCACAAUCCGCGCAAAGCAGCCAAGUUACAGUAGUAGCGGCUGCAUCAGAAGUUAAAGUUGCACAAGCGACUUCUGUGCAAACUUCACAACAAACAUCAGUUCAAAGUACAACUGUUGAACAAUCGGCUCAAGAGAUAAAAGUAGCAAGUGCUCAAAAAUCAUCAGUUACUGAACAGUCAACAGUUGAAAGCACAGCUCAAAAAUCAACAAGUGCUCAGCAAUCUAAAACUGAAGCAUCUAGUGUAGAAUCUAAACAAGAAGUCACAUCGGAGAAAACAUCGUCCGUUGAACAAUCUAGUAAACAAGAAUCAGUUUCUGAACUUAAAACACAAACUUCUGUCAAAGAAACAGUUCAGGAAACUGUCGUAGCGUCUCAACAGUCUAAUGUACAGGAAGUUAAAACCCAACAAUCUGUAGUAGAAGAAAGUAAAGAGAGCACAGAACAAAAGGCCAGUACCACUGGCGUCGAAUCUCAACAACAAGUUGUAGGUAACGGUCAAACUGUAACCGCAGAGGAAGUCGUUGAAGACGAGAUGUCUAGGUAUAGCCGCAGUUCGCGGCUCACUGGAGAGUACUCCAGUAGCAGCCGAACAUUAUCAAGUGGGGGUCGCUACGAGUCGUCGUCUACAUACGACAGCGGCAGCGGCCUGACGUCAUCAUACUCGCGACGUGAAAGCGGAUCGCGUUUAGAAGCCUCCAAGUACGAGUCAGGUGGAGCCUUAGAAGGAACCGCCUCUUCUCGCUACGAGUCUAAGUACUCUUCAAGAACCGAAGGAGGCUCCAAAUAUGGAAUAGAAUCCAGCUACGAAAGCAAGUCUGAGUCUGGAUCGAAAUAUGGUACUGAAUACGAUGCCGCCAGCAAGCUUGACAGCAUUGCAUCUAAGUAUGGAAUCGAAUCUAACAUUGAAAGCAAAACUGAAAGGUCAGCUUACGCUAUUGAGGGCGACUCAGCGAGCAAGAUUGACAGCAUUGCUUCAAAGUACGCUUCUAAAAGAAAUAGCAUCAAGUCUAGCUUAGACAGUGAUAAGAUCGAGGCAAGUCUAGAAGCAAAAUACGAAAGUAAGAUCGAAAGCUCUACCUACGGUAUUGAGUCAGAUACCACGAGCAAGAUUGACAGCAUCGCCUCUAAGUAUGCUUCUAAGAGAAACAGCAUCAAAGCCAGCAUUGACGGCGACAAGAUUGAAUCCAUUUCGUCGAAGUCCGAAAGUAGCUAUGAGACAGUCAAAAAUGGAGGCUCCUCUUACGAAAGCAGGUCUUCUAAGAAAUCUAUAGCCAAUGGCUCAGUUAGCACUGGCUAUGAAACUGCCAGGUCCAUUUCUAAAUCUGAAUCUCAAGAUGGCAAGCCAGUCUUCGAGAAGACUUUACAAGGCCAGAACAUUGAGCCCGGCGAGAACGCCGUCUUCGAAUGCCUUCUGCGCGACGCCAAGGAUGUCAAGGUCAAAUGGUUGAAGGACAACAAGCCCAUGGGCGACCGCCUCAUGGACCGUUGUUCCAUCUCCAUUGAGAACGAUGGCAGCUUCAAGUUGGAACUCAAGCACUGCAGGGAGGAAGACGCGGGAGUCUAUACCGCUAUUGCUGAAAAUGUGAAAGGAAAUGCCCAUUGCACGGCUCAGUUAGUCGUGCAGGAGUUGACUCCUGAAGAGCGCAAGGAGAGGAAUGCUCUGAAGGCGCCCUACUUCCUCGUGGCUCUGAAGGAUACUGAGAUUAUGGAGAACACGUACUUGCGCUUCAUGGUCAAUGUCAAGGGCGAUCCCAAUCCUGAGGUCAAGUUCUACCGUGACGACAAAGAAAUUCUGACAACUUCAGAAUCAGACCGCGUGUCGAUCAUCCGCACUCGUGCAGACCGCGGCUGCUACGAGCUGGUCAUCUCCGAUGUCCUGCCUUCUGACGCCGGGAAGUACUCCUGCAAGGCUAUGAACAUCUACGGAGAAGUCACUUCGGAAGCCACCGUCACUGUUGUUGAUGACAAGAACAUCUUCGGUGAACUGCCACCAGGUGGCGAGGGUCUGCUGGCCAAAGGAGAGAAACCCACCUUCGUGUGGAAACGUGAUGGACAGAACUUUGAUCCUGAAGAAAGAUUUAAGGUGCUCCUAGGCGAUGAUGAAGACUCCCUAGCGCUGGUCUUCCAGCACGUGAAACCUGAAGACGCGGGCAUCUACACCUGUGUCGCCAAGACUAGCACCGGCAACAUCUCUUGCUCUGCUGAACUUACUGUGCAAGGAGCGGUCCACGAGCUGCACCGUGAACCAGAGAAGCCGACCCUCGUGAUAGAGCACCGCGAGGCGAUCGUGUCGGCCGGCGCCUCCGCCAUGCUGGAGCUGACCUGCAAGGGCUUCCCCAAGCCCACCGUCGUCUUCAAGCACAACGGCAAGGAUGUGGAAGCUGAUACCAGGCAUAAAUUCCUCUACGAGGACGAAGAGACCAUGUCCCUAGUUAUCAAGAACGUGUCGCAAGCUGACGCGGGCGAGUACCACGUGACCGCCAGCAACGAGCUCGGGGAAGACUCCACCACCAUGCAUCUCGUGGUCAAAGCUGCUCCCAAGAUCAAGAAGAAGAUUGAGAAUCAGACGUGUAUGGUGAGCUCCACUCACACCGUCACCAUCGAGAUCGAAGGCACCCCGGCCCCCGACGUGACAUUCUACAAGGAUGGAGUGGAACUCAAGAGCUCUGACCGCAUCCUCAUUGUGAAGGAGUCGGAUGAGGUGUACAAGAUCACCAUUAAAGACGCCAAGCUUACCGAUACUGGGUCUUAUUCUGUUGUUGCAAAGAACGAAGUGAACCAGUGUUCAGACUUCUGGCAGUGGCACGUGACGUCUCCGCCCAAGGUCACCAAGACCAUGGGCGGCAACAAGGUCUGCGAGGAGAAGGAGACCGUCACCUUCAAGGUCGAGACCGAGUCCGAGCCCGCACCUACUGUCGCUUGGUUCAAGAACAAAGUGGAGCUAACAGAGUCUUCAACAGUGAAGAUCUCGUCGUCCGGCGCGGCACACUCGCUCGUCAUCACGUCAGCAGCCCGCGCCGACGCCGGGGAGUACUCCUGCGAGAUCCGCAACAUCCACGGCAGCACGUCCGACUCGUGCGUGCUGAGCGUGAAGUCCGGCCCGCAGUUCACGCAGCGCCUCUCCGACCAGUCCGCUAGCGAGGGCGACAAGAACGUCGAGUUCACUGUCGCCGUCGAAGCCUUCCCGGAACCCACUGUCAAAUGGUACCUAGGCGACGUGGAGAUAACAGAGAAGAAGUCAGUGUUCACUCGCGUGGACAGCGGCAACACGCACAAGCUCAUCCUCAAGGAGGUGUCCGCCGAGUACUCCGGGAACUACUCCUGCCGCGUCUCCAACGUGCUGGGGGAGGACUCCUGCUCUGCUACGUUUACUGUUAACAGGAAGCCCCGUUUCACCAAGAGCUUAAUCGACAUGACGGUGGACGCUGGCCAGACUCUGAAGCUGGACGUGGAAGUGGAAGGCUGCCCCGAGCCCAAGGUCAAGUGGUACAAGGACGGCAAGGAGGUCACCACUGACGCCAGGAUUAAGAUCGAAAGGGACACUAAGAGAUUGGAGAACUAUCACCUCACAGUGACUCUGGUAAAGGAAGAGGACGGCGGUGACUACGAAGUGACAGCUGAAAACGAGUUUGGUAGUGUCUCUUCUAAGAGCACGGUCACCAUACAUACGCGAGAGAUUCAUUCGACGUUGAAUAAGGAAGCUAUUGUAGAGAGUGAAGUUGAUGACGAAAGCAAAAAGGCGAAGAAAGCAAUAGAAGAUGACGUAGAUUCCGGGAAGAAAAAGUCCGCUAAGUUAGCCAAGGCGGAAACAGUCGAGGAGAAAUCUAUAUGGGAUGAUGAAGAAGAUGGUAAAGCUAAGAAAACAAGUAUUGACGAUGUUGAUAAGCCAUCGCCCCGCGCAGCUAAGAAGUCGAUAACUGAGCCUGAAGUCGCUGAAGAAAAGUCCUUCUGGGAUGACGCUGAUGAUGACCAGAAAUCCAAAAAGCCCACGAUUGAAGAAGUUGACUCUAAACCAGCCAAAGCAAAGAAAUCUAUUACUGAACCAGAGGUGGCAGAGGAGAAGUCUUUCUGGGAUGACGCUGACGAUCAAAAAACUAAACAACCUAUUGUUGAAGAGCCUGACACUCCACUCCCAAGCAAAGCCAGGAAGUCUGUCACUGAACCCGAGGUGGCGGAAGAAAAGUCAUUCUGGGACGAUGUUGAAGACAAACCAAGCAAACCAACUAUUGAGGAAAUUGAUUCAACACCCACUGACACAGGCAAAAAAUCCUUCUCUGAACCCGAAACGGCCGAAGAGAAGUCAUUCUGGGACGAAAACCAUAACGAACAAAAUAAGAAACCUGUCAUAGAGGAGGUCGUUACUAAGAAGGAGGCUGGAGAGAAGAGUACAACCAAACCUGAGGUUAUCGAAGAGGUGCCUAUCGCUGAAGAGAUCAAAUCACCCAAACGUAAAUCGGUUAAAAAACAGUCUGUGGAAGAACCGUUAAGUGCUGAAACUGAAGGCCGAGUUUUUCAAACUGUUACUACAUUCAAGACAGGCGAGGACGGGGCUAUUAUUAUGUCUAAAGUCAGCAGCACUCGGUCUCAUGGCGCUAUUGUCUCAGGUCCAGCGGAAACGCACACUUUACACAAAAUGACGUCAACAUCACUUUAUUAUGAUGACGAUGACUUUUUCGGAGGCAGGCGGGUAAUACAGCCAAACAAACCCCAUACGACUUCACUGGAAGUCGAAGAAAUAGCUAGCCAUAGUUAUUUCUUGACUGAGAUGGGGCAUUAUAGCAUACCUGAUCAUAUACGGAGGGGCACUUAUGGUAUAAUCGAAGAGCCGACAACAGACUCAGAGGCCGACACAGCAUCGAGGUGCGGCAGACAAGGGGCAAACCGCACGGUGUCCAUCAUGUCCGUCUCCGAAGACGAGAUGAGCUGGCAAAACGAACCGCUGUCCAGAGAAAUAUCCAUCGAAGACCUUUCCAAAUCCAUAUUCGAUAUUGACGAAACUAGAAAAGUGUUCAGCAAAGACUCGUACGUUCGCUCAUCUUCUUUCAAAGAAGAUUACAUCAUAGGCGAAGACGAGGAAGAAUCACUCAUAGUAAGAGAGAAGUCGCAAAAGAUAUUCGAGAACGACAUCACAGAAAAACUUAUACACAUAUCGAAGGAAUUCGACGAAAACGAGUACAAAUCUGUCGAUAAGAAAAUUGAUAACGUUAAGAAUAGGAUUAUAGAAGAAUUAGUGUUAAGCCCCGUGAAAAAUUAUGAUAACAUUACAAAAGAUGUAACUGAAACGACGGUUGAGAGAAAGAGGAAGAAUGAUAGUAAGUUAGUUAUACUAGAAGAGGAGGAGGAUGACGAGAUCGAAGCCCUUCUGAAACGAAGCCAGAGACAAAGGAGCAUACUAGAUGAUAUUCUAAAUGUGGAAGACGAAAAAGCACCACCCACAGUCAAAGGUAGCGGUAUGAAAGACGGACAUGCGUACGAGUCCCUCCCUCUAGUCUACUCAGUAGAAGUCUCCGGUACUCCAAAACCGACCAUCCGUUGGCUCCAUGAUGGCAAGGAAGUUAAACCCUGCGGCAGGGUCCACAUCACCAAUGAUGGAGAUCUCUUCAAGCUGGAGAUCGAUGCCGUUCAGAUGAAGGAUGCUGGCAAAUGGCAGUGUGAGAUCGUCAAUAAUCUUGGAAAGCAAGUGCAGACUGCUGAGUUGUCAGUGUCGCCCGAAUCUGAGCUCCGCAAGCCCAAAUUCACGACGCCAUUGGAAGCUCAACGCGUGAUGCAGAAAGAACCAGUGACCAUGCAAGCAGUCUGCACGGCUGAUCCUCAGCCGCACGUGUCCUGGCUGCUGAACGGCAACGAGCUCACUCCUAGCGCCAACAUCAUCACUUCGGCUGAUACUAAGGAUCUGGAUCAUGGAUUGAAGGAGUGCACUUUCACUUUGCAAAUUCCUACCGGUCGUCACACAGACACCGGGGAGUACACCAUCGUAGCUAAGAACAAGUACGGCGUGGGCGAGAGUUCCGCCCGGCUCGACAUCCUGCUGCGGCCCGAGAUCGAGGGGCUGAAGGACGUCACCGCUGUGCCCUAUGAGGAGACCACCUUCAUCGCUAAUGUUAGGGCUAAUCCUAUUGCUGAGGUUAAGUGGCACAAAGACGGCUACGAGAUCCAGCCCUCAGGCCGGUACGACAUCGUAUCAGACAUGGGCGGCGCGGGCGAGGCCGAAGUACACAAGCUGACUGUGAGGAAGGUCGGCGUGGAUGACGCGGGAGUGUAUACGCUCAUCGCCAAGAAUGAUGUCGGGGAGACCUCGCAGCAGGCUCGGCUUAGUGUGCAUACUGGUGUACCAGUAUUCACCAAGCCUCUUCAAAAGCAAUCGGUGAAAGACUACGAUGACGUCACCCUCAAAGUCCGCUGCGACGGCGUACCCAAGCCCGACGUGCUCUGGUACAAGGACGGUGAGGAGAUCAGCAAUGAUGAACGGCAUAAGGUCACCACUGAAGUGGGGGGUCAGGUGGACAGUGAGCUGGAGAUUAAGCAUUUCAAUGCUAGUGAUGCUGGCAAGUACAAGGUCCGCGCAGUAUCCUUAGCAGGCGAGGCGUCAUGCGAGGCACCCAUCUCUCUAGAGCAGAAGGCGGCCGGCUUCGCGCACAAGCUCGACCGACAGAAGGACGUCGAUGAAGGAGAACCUUUAGAACUGAAGGCCAAGCUCGACGGCAGCCCCAUACCUACUGCCAUGUGGUUCAAGGACGGCGUCCCGCUAUCCCCGGAAGACUCCCACGUGCAGCAGACUGCAUUACCAGACGGCACGGUGAAGCUCAGCAUCGCGGCGGUGACGCCGGCCGACUGCGGCGCCUACAAGCUGGUCAUCUCCAACCCGCACGGCGACAGCUCCGCGCUCUGUGCCGUCGCUGUUAACCCCACACCAAGGAAACCAUCCUUCAGCCAGGAGUUAGAAGACGUGAAGGCAGUCGUCGGCCAGCCACUCAAGCUGGAAGCCAGAGUCAUGGCCUUCCCAGCGCCUGAGAUCAAGUGGUUCAAGGACGGUCUGCCAGUACGUCCAUCACAAGCCAUAAACUUCAUCAACCAGCCGGGCGGCCUUAUUGGCCUCAGCAUCGACAGCUGCAAGCCUGAAGACGCCGGCGUCUACUCGCUCACUGUCACCAACAAGCUUGGAGAGGUCGAAUCUAAAGCAAAGGUAGAAGUAGGUCAGAAGGAACGCAAGCCCGCGUUCAUUGCUGAGCUGCAGCCGACUAAGGUCAUCGAAGGCUUCCCAGUUAAACUCGAAGUCAAGAUCUUGGGACACCCACCACCUACUCUCAAGUGGACCCACAACGGCAAAGAGAUCGUCCCGGACGGACAACGCAUCCGCCUCGUGUCGCAGCCGGACGGUACUCACGCGCUGCUCAUCGACAAGGCCGCGCCGGCCGACGCCGGACAGUACGGCGUCACUGCCGUCAAUGAUAAGGGAGAGUCUUCUAGCAAUGCUGAUCUUACUGUUGCCAGUCGUACCGACGACUCGUCCCCCCAAGAGCGUCCGCGCUUCAUCCACGGUCUCCGCGACCUCACCGCUGAGGAGGGACAGCCGCUCUCUGUGUCCGCACCCUUCGUGGGCAACCCCGUGCCUGAGGUCAGCUGGACCAAAGACGGAGUGCCCAUCAAGCCCAGCGAGAAGAUACGUCUCACUUGUGAUGGCAAGAGGGUGGGCUUAGAAAUCAACCCGGUAGAACUCCCCGACGCGGGCGUGUACGGCAUCAAGCUAGUGAACCCGCUUGGCGAGGAUGCUUCAGAGGGCACCAUCAACGUGCGCAAGGUCUACUCCGCGCCCACAUUCUCGCAGAAGUUCACUGACCUGCAGCAGCUACCAACAUUCGACGCGAAAUUCCCGGCCCGAGUCUUCGGCAUCCCGUUCCCGGACAUCACGUGGUACAAGGACGGCGUUCCGCUGCGUCACAGCGACAAGUACAACAUCAAGCGUGACGGCGACGCGUGUUGUUUGUACGUGCGGGACCUGGUGGCGGGUGACGCGGGCCGGUACAAGUGUGUGGCCAGUAACAGGGAAGGGGAGGCCAGCUGUGAGGCGAAGCUUGAGGUUGUGGAUAAGAUCGCUCGUCAGCAGAAGGUGGAGCCGCCCGAGUUCCUGAAGAAGAUCGGCGACAUCGAGGUGUUCCGCGGCAUGAGCGCCAAGUUCACCGCCUGCGCCACCGGCUCGCCCGAGCCUGAUGUCGAGUGGUUCCGCAACGAUGAGCGUCUAUUCCCCUGCGAGCGUAUCCGCAUGGACAAGGAGAGCACGGGGCUGCUGCGACUGACCAUCAGCGGCGUGGACCCCACCGACGUCGGCACGUACCGCUGCAGGAUAUACAACCCGCACGGCGAGGACAGCUGCUCCGCUCAGCUUACUUAUGAUACCUUAGAACCUCACGUCUCCAAGCGCCCCAUAGGCGACCAGUAUUCGGACUUCGACAAGAUGAAGAAGACCGGCAUCCCCAUGCCUCUGGCCGACCCGCCCAUCAUCAGGAGCAUGGCUGAUAGACACCUCACCCUGGGCUGGAAGCCGUCUAUUCCUCAUGGACCUAGGUUCCCUGUUACUUACCAGGUGGAGAUGUGCGAAGUCCCGGACGGCGACUGGUUCACGGCCCGCACCGGGCUCCGCUCCUGUGUCUGCGACAUCCGCAACCUCGAGCCCUUCCGCGACUACAAGUUCCGCAUCCGCGUCGAGAACAAAUACGGCGUCAGCGACCCCUCGCCCUUCGCCAUCACCCACCGCGCCAAGCUCGAGCCCGACCCGCCCAAGUUCAUCCCCUACCUCGAACCUGGCAUCGACUUCCGACCAGAAACAUCCCCCUACUUCCCCAAAGACUUCGAUAUUGAACGUCCUCCCCACGACGGUUAUGCUCAAGCUCCACGGUUCUUGCGCCAGGAGUAUGACUCCCAGUACGGCGUGAAGGGACAUAAUGUGAACCUGUUCUGGUUCGUGUAUGGCUACCCUAAGCCGAAGAUGACGUACUUCUUCAAUGACGAGCCUAUUGAGAUCGGAGGUAGAUACGAUUGGAGUUACACCAGGAAUGGACAGGCUACGCUGUUUAUUAACAAAAUGUUAGAACGUGACGCGGGCUGGUACGAGGCCGUGGCCACCAACGAGCAUGGUCAAGCAAGACAACGGGUCCGUCUAGAAGUGGCCGAGUACCCCGCCUUCAUCAAGCGACCUGAAGAAGUCGUGGUGCUGGAGAGGAAGACCGCCCGGCUGGAGGCCAGGGUCACCGGAGUACCGUAUCCUGACAUCAAGUGGUAUAAGGACUGGCAGCCGCUGGCUCCUAGCAGUAGGACUAAGAUCCAGUUCAUCGAGCCCGACACGUGUAUCCUGGUGAUCCACGACGCGAUCCUGAAGGACGAGGGUCUGUACUCCAUCUCCGCGCGGAACGUGGCCGGCUCCAUCAGCUCCUCCGCCAUGCUGCAUGUCGAGGAGUCCGAACAUGAUUAUAAUGAUAGAAUGCGUGAACACCCGCCGCGUAUAAAAGCUUCGACGAAGCCGUUCGGCGACUUCUACGACCUCGGCGACGAGCUCGGCCGCGGCGUGCAGGGGGUGGUGUACCAUGCUGCUGAACGACUUACUGGCCGCAACUACGCAGCCAAGAUCAUGCACGGCCACUCAGACCUGAAACCCUUCAUGAAGAACGAGCUGGACAUCCUCAACCUUCUCAACGACCGUCACCUCGUCCGUCUCCAAGACGCUUACGAGCAUGAGCAUACCCUCGCCCUGGUGCUGGAACUGGCGGCUGGAGGGGAACUGGUCCGGGACCGUCUGCUGAGGAGUCAGGGCUACACGGAGAGGGAGAUAGCCGGGUAUAUCCGGCAGGUGCUGAGGGGGGUCAAGUAUAUGCAUGACAAUAGUGUCGCGCAUUUGGGGUUGACGAUCGGCGAACUCCUCCUAUCCCACGCUGGCAGCGACUCCAUCAAACUGUGCGACUUCGGCCUCUCGCGCCGCAUACAGUUCAACAAGCAUGCCUCCCUCGACUACGGCAUGCCGGAGUUCGUAGCCCCCGAGGUGGCCUCCGGAGAAGGCGUGUCCUUUGCCGCAGACAUGUGGAGCAUCGGCAUCAUCACAUACAUACUCCUCAGCGGACACUCGCCCUUCAGAGGAGUCAACGACCGGGAAACCCUCACCAGGAUCAGAGAAGGCACCUGGGACUGGCAUGACGAAGAGUGGUGGUCACGACUCAGUACCGAGAGCCGGGACUUCAUCUCCAAGCUGCUGAUCUUCAACUGGCAUGAGCGUAUGGACGUCAAUACGGCACUCUCCCACCCCUGGCUGACGUUAGCCGAUAAGAUUUACCAUGAAGAGUACCAGAUCUCUACUGAUAGGCUCAGGAAUUACUACAACUUGUACAGGGACUGGACGAGUAACGCACAAUGCCGCACGUGGUUCCGACGCAAGCCUCUGAGCGGGGCCUACGAGCAUCCCUCCAAGAUGGUCUACCCGCCAGGAGAGACGCAUACUCCUGAAGCCACACCGGAACGUGAGCGUCCCCCGCACGAUCGUCAGCCGGGCGAGCACGACGUCAACUUCAAGCAGUGGGACCAUCCCGACUGGGAGGUCUCCGCCAAGUCCGAGAGCCACUACCAGAACGGUCCGGACACGUACUUGCUGCAGCUGCGUGACACGCAGUUCCCGGUGCGGCUGCGCGAGUACAUGAAGGUGGCCUGCGACCGCUCGCCAGGGUACUCCCUCAACGUCUUCGAUACUUAUGAUCCUAGGACGCCCAUCAUCCGCGAGCGUCGUCGCUUCACGGACAUCAUGGACGAGGAGAUCGACGACGAGCGUCGCGAGAGGAUCAACAACUACGGCACCGAGUCCUACACCAUCCGCCGCCUGCGACACGAGCUCGGCACCCGCCUCGACUCCUACGCGGAGGCACAGGCCUUCAUGGAGUCCAAGAAAGACGGACAGCUCCCCUUCUUCCGCGAGAAACCCCAGCUCCUCCCCGUCAGGGAGGGGGAGACCGCACAACUCUCCUGCUUCGCCGUCGGAGACCCCAAACCCGUCAUCCAGUGGUUCAAGAACGACAUGGUCAUCGCUGAAGGACAACGCAUCAAGAUCAUCGAAGACGAAGAAGGCAGGUCCACUCUCAGGUUCGAGCCCGCUAAGCAUCACGAUAUUGGAUUCUACAAGGUUGUUGCCAGAAACAAAGUUGGUCAAACUGUAGCUAGGACGAGGAUCGUUGAAGCUACCACGCCUGACGCACCCGACAGUCCCACAGCCGCUGAAGUGUCCGACACUGAAGUGCUGCUGAGAUGGAAGCAGCCGAAGUACGACGGCAACUCGACGGUUAUCUGCUACAGCCUGCAGUACAAGGCGGGCGACAGCGUGGAGUGGCGUGACGUCGCCAACAACAUCGACCACGAGUUCUUCGUCGUCAGGAACCUGUCUCCCGACACCAGCUACCAGUUCCGUCUCUCCUCGCGCAACAGGAUCGGCUGGAGCGACAAGGGCAUCCCCACACACCUCGUCAAGACCAAAAACUCCGGAGCACCCAAAAUUGAAGUCACCAAAGCCAUGAGACAUCUUCAACAAAUCACUGAAUCAGGACAAGAGGUCACUUUGGAAGAGAACAAGCCCAAACUGGAUUAUUCCAUCGAGGAUAAACCAGUGGAGUGGGUGUCUUCUCAGCAGUUCACUGAACGUUACAGCUUCGUAUCAGAAUUAUGGCGCGGAAAGUUCUCGAUGGUCGUCAAGGGUAUCGACAAGACGAACGACAACGUUGUGGUCUCCAAGAUCUUGGAGAACCGUCCUGACACUGAGGUCCAGAUUCAGAGGGAAUUCGAAUGCUUAAGGAGGCUGAGACACGAGAGGAUAUCUAACUUAAUAGCUGCGUACCAGGCACCUGGGUCUUCCGUAUCUGCCCUUAUUUUAGAAAAACUUCAGGGUGCUGAUAUCCUCACGUACUUGUCUAGUCGUCACGAUUACACUGAACAGAUGGUCGCUACCAUUGUUACUCAGAUUCUAGACGGUCUUCAAUACCUUCACUGGCGAGGCUACUGCCACUUGGACCUGCAACCUGAUAACGUGGUGAUGGCUUCCGUCAGGUCUAUCCAGGUCAAACUGAUCGACUUCGGCUCCGCACACAAAGUAACUAAAUUGGGCACCAGUGUACCACAAGUUGGCGAAUUGGAAUACAAAGCACCAGAAAUAAUAAAUGAUGAGCCAGCGUACCCGCAGACGGACAUCUGGUCGGUGGGCGUGCUGACGUACAUCAUGCUGUCCGGCGUGUCUCCCUUCCGCGGCGCUGAUGACGCGGAGACCAAGCAGAACAUCUCCUUCGUCAGGUUCCGGUUUGAACAUCUCUAUAAGGAAAUUACACAGGAGGCGACGCGGUUCCUGAUGUUCCUGUUCAAGAAGGUCCCGCUGAAGCGGCCGCUGACGGAGGAGUGCUACGAGCACCGCUGGCUCACGCAGAGCGACUUCAUGAACAAGAAGCGCGAGCGGGCCGUCUUCCUCGGCAACAGACUGAAGGAGUUCUCAGACUCGUACCACGAGCGCAAGUCGCGUGAAGCAUCUCAAGCGGACACCGUGGGCGCAGCUUUCGGCGCCGCGCGGCAGCUGGCGAGGUCCAACAGCAUCCAGGACGAACUCCUCACCACCUUCUCCUCACACUAACACCUGGGAUUACACACCUUGUGUGUAGAUGGGUAGCGUCCAGUUUUGUAUGGCGGUUAUGACCUUCUGUCGUUGAUGAAUGUGUGACCAUUCGUGAAAAAUUUAUACAGUAAAGUUGAGUUCAUCGACAAUUUUUAACAAUAAAAUUAGAGCAUCUUGCUUGAUACUUGCAUACUGUUAUGUAAAUUUGUAUCAAAUUACUAAAUGUAAAAAUUCUCAAAUUAAAAAAAACCGCUACAAGCUUAAAACGUUCAAGUUUGAGUCCUGUAGAUUUUUUUACUUGAAAUAAAAAUAUAGAGAUCUGGACUUCGAUUUGACUGUACGAUUUUUAUACACUACCCAUCUACAACAUUGGAAAUUCCAAGUGUCCACUCAAAAUACAUUUUUCAUACAAACAUCAUGUACAUUUGAAUAUCAUCCAAACGAAAAUCUAGUCAUAAAGAACAAAUGUUACGACGGUUUUGUUAAUGUUAAGCUAUUUAUUGUAUACAAAUUUUUACUAUUUAUUUAUUAUUUAUACUAAUUGGAAUAUUGAUGCUCCAGUAUUAAUUACACUUAAUAAAGAGCAUUAAUUUGAUAAA